This is a messenger RNA of Alternaria burnsii, 603 nucleotides long. RefSeq lists its product as uncharacterized. NCBI's taxonomy places the organism in Eukaryota, Fungi, Ascomycota, Dothideomycetes, Pleosporales, Pleosporaceae. The transcript is spliced from 3 exons. The coding region runs from base 1 to 603 and encodes 200 amino acids. The record is from RefSeq and is a predicted model, not a curated record.
AUGCGCGUCGCCAGUACCGUCCUCGCACUAUCCUCAGCCGCCUCAGGCUUCAUACACCCUCGUCAAGCCUCUCACAACGAGACGUCCCCUACGCCAAAUGUCGCGGCGGCACAAUAUGAUGGAUCGUGCUUCUACCCCGUCCCAGACUCCAAGUUCAAUCUAGAAGCGUAUCUCGGAACCUGGUACCAAGUUGCGGGAACACCAUUCGGUCCCACAGCAGGCGCACGCUGCGUAACCGCAAACUACUCACUCAACGACAAUGGCACAGUGCGUGUUGUGAACACCGCAACUGUUGGACCACAAACUGUCGAUAUUAUCGGCACCGCUACGCCUGUAGACUCUGCUUAUGGCGCUGGCGGAGCUUUCGUCGUCAGCUUCCCUGGCGCAUCUUCGGCACCAGAAUGCCCCGGACCGAACUACAUUGUACAGGAUUACGCUGUCGACUGGGCGAUUGUGCAGACGCAGAAUUGGAGCACGCUUUACAUCCUGAGCAGGGAGCGACAACCAGCACCUGCCAGCAUUGAUGCCUGGAUUGAUCGCGCUGUGGCCUUUGGGUCCGACGCGACGUCAAUCUCGAAGUUCAACCAAACAGGCUGCGAAUAG